CAUCGCAAGUCUGCAUUGCGCGCCUGCAAAACACCGAGUGAAGUAGCGCUCCCGAGAUCAUAAGGUCAGCCCGUCCUUUCCGGUUUUUUCUUUAGCUUCCGGUAGACCCUGGUAGGCUCACGGAGCAUCGCCAGUCCGUCGGCAGUGCGCGCCGGACGUUUUUGUUUGCGGCUCGAGGGCGCUGGGUGGGCUGGGCUGCUGCCCGAAGCGGGUGCCGGCAGCCCUUCCGCAGUCAUGUCGGACACCGACAGCGAUGAAGAUUCUGCUGGCGGAGGCCCAUUUUCUUUAACUGGGUUCCUGUUCGGCAACAUCAAUGGAGCCGGGCAGCUGGAAGGCGAAAACGUCUUGGACGACGAGUGCAAGAAACAUCUUGCAGGCUUGGGGGCUUUGGGUCUUGGCAGCCUGAUCACUGAACUCACAGCAAAUGAAGAGUUGGUGGAGACUGAUGGUGCCCUGAUAAACGAUGAAGGAUGGGUUAGGAGUAGUGAAGAUGCUGUGGACUAUUCCGACAUCAACGAGGUGGCAGAAGAUGAAAGUAGACGAUACCAGCAGAUAAUGGGGAGCUUGCAACCCCUUUGCCACACAGGUGAUUCUCUCUCUCUUUCUUGUUUUCUAGCAAUGGGAUCUUUCAGCAUAGCCCUGCCUGUCCUGGUACUCAGUAUGCAUGCCAGAUGGUUUCAAAGUCAUAGAGAUCCACCUGCCUCUGUUUGUCAAGUGCAUUUUCUUCCUGAACAAGUCUGUUUUGGGCUCCUUAGAAGGGGGUGUCGACUGAAUUUGAGGAAAUGUGUUCACAGUUACAUGCCAAAGGGGUUUCUUUUCCUUGUUGCAGUGUCUGAAGAUGGAGAAGGCAUCAUCUUGCCCUCCAUCAUUGCCCCUUCCUCUUUGGCCUCAGAGAAAGUGGACUUCAGUAGUUCCUCUGACUCAGAAUCUGAGAUGGGACCUCAGGAAGCAACACAGUCAGAAUCUAAGGAUGGAAAGCUGACUCUACCAUUGGCCGGGAUUAUGCAGCAUGAUGCCACCAAGCUGUUGCCAAGUGUCACAGAACUUUUUCCAGAAUUUAGACCUGGAAAGGUGUUACGCUUUUUACGACUUUUUGGGCCAGGGAAGAAUGUCCCAUCUGUUUGGAGGAGUGCUCGGAGAAAGAGGAAAAAGAAGCACCGUGAACUUACACAGGAAGAGCAGCUCCAGGAAGAGGAGUACUCAGUAGAAUUAGAAGUCAGCCAGAAAUCUCUGUGGAACUAUGACUAUGCUCCACCUCCACUUCCAGAGCAGUGUCUCUCUGAUGAUGAAAUCACAAUGAUGGCUCCUGUGGAGUCCAAGUUUUCUCAGUCAACUGGAGACACAGAUAAAGUAAUGGAUACCAAGCCAAGAGUGGCAGAAUGGCGUUAUGGACCUGCUCGGCUGUGGUAUGAUAUGCUAGGUGUUCCUGAAGAUAGCAGUGGGUUUGAUUAUGGCUUCAAAAUGAAGAACACUGAACAUGAACUUAAAAUAAAAUGCAACAUAAUGAAGAAAUUAAGGACACUUGAGGAAAGCGAUAGCAUUGAUCUUCUGGCAGAUGAAAACUUCCUAAUGGUGACACAACUGCAUUGGGAAGAUGAUAUCAUCUGGGAUGGGGAUGAUGUCAAACACAAAGGGACAAAACCUCAGCGUGCAAGUUUGGCAGGCUGGCUUCCUUCUAGUAUGACUAGGAAUGCCAUGGCCUACAAUGUUCAGCAAGGUUUUACAGCUACAUUGGAUGAUGAUAAACCUUGGUACUCCAUUUUCCCCAUUGAUAAUGAAGAUCUGGUAUAUGGACGUUGGGAGGACAAUAUCAUUUGGGAUGCUCAGAACAUGCCUAGAAUUUUGGAGCCUCCUGUUUUGACACUUGAUCCUAAUGAUGAGAAUUUGAUUUUGGAGAUCCCUGAUGAGAAGGAAGAAGCUACCUCUAAUUCUCCUUCUAAGGAGAGUAAGAAAGAAUCAUCUCUGAAGAAGAGUCGAAUUCUCUUAGGAAAAACAGGAGUCAUCAAGGAAGAGCCACAGCAGAACAUGUCUCAGCCAGAAGUGAAAGAUCCAUGGAAUCUCUCGAAUGAUGAGUAUUACUAUCCCAAGCAACAGGGGCUUCGAGGUACUUUCGGAGGGAAUAUUAUCCAGCACUCAAUUCCAGCUGUAGAAUUACGGCAGCCCUUCUUUCCUACCCACAUGGGACCCAUCAAACUCCGGCAGUUCCAUCGCCCACCUCUAAAAAAGUAUUCCUUUGGGGCACUGUCUCAGCCAGGUCCACACUCAGUUCAGCCUUUGCUGAAGCACAUCAAAAAGAAGGCAAAGAUGAGAGAACAAGAGAGGCAAGCCUCUGGUGGAGGAGAGAUGUUUUUUAUGCGUACACCUCAGGACCUCACAGGCAAAGAUGGAGACCUUAUUCUUGCUGAAUACAGUGAAGAAAAUGGACCAUUAAUGAUGCAAGUUGGCAUGGCAACCAAGAUAAAAAAUUACUAUAAACGGAAACCUGGAAAAGAUCCUGGAGCCCCAGAUUGCAAAUAUGGAGAAACUGUUUAUUGCCAUACAUCACCUUUCCUGGGUUCUCUUCAUCCUGGCCAGUUGCUGCAGGCAUUUGAGAACAACCUUUUUCGUGCUCCAAUUUAUCUUCAUAAGAUGCCAGAGUCUGACUUCCUGAUCAUUCGAACAAGGCAGGGUUACUAUAUUCGAGAAUUAGUAGAUAUUUUUGUUGUGGGGCAGCAGUGUCCCUUGUUUGAAGUUCCUGGUCCUAACUCCAAAAGGGCCAAUACACACAUCCGAGACUUUCUUCAGGUUUUUAUUUACCGGCUCUUUUGGAAGAGUAAAGAUAGGCCACGGAGGAUACGGAUGGAAGAUAUAAAGAAAGCCUUUCCUUCACAUUCGGAAAGCAGCAUCCGGAAGAGGCUAAAGCUCUGUGCCGACUUCAAACGGACAGGCAUGGAUUCAAACUGGUGGGUGCUGAAGUCUGAUUUUCGUUUACCAACGGAAGAGGAGAUCAGAGCUAUGGUUUCUCCAGAACAGUGCUGUGCUUAUUAUAGCAUGAUAGCUGCAGAACAGAGACUAAAGGUGAGCCUCCUCUUGUUAGACACUGCUUAUGCCUAUAUUUCUUUUCAGAAAGAUAGGAGAGAAUACUGUAGAGAUCAUCAAUCCUUUCCUUUAUCUCAGGUUCGUACUGCUCCUUGGAAUACUACAAGGGCUUUCAUUGCUGCCAUGAAGGGCAAAUGUCUCCUGGAGGUGACUGGAGUAGCAGAUCCUACAGGCUGUGGUGAAGGGUUUUCCUAUGUGAAGAUUCCAAACAAACCGACACAGCAGAAGGAUGAUAAGGAGCCUCAGCCAGUGAAAAAGACAGUCACAGGAACAGAUGCAGACCUUCGUCGCCUGUCUCUGAAAAAUGCCAAGCAACUUCUUCGUAAAUUUGGUGUGCCUGAGGAAGAGAUUAAAAAGUUGUCCCGCUGGGAAGUUAUUGAUGUGGUACGCACAAUGUCAACAGAACAGGCUCGCUCUGGAGAGGGGCCCAUGAGUAAAUUUGCCCGUGGAUCAAGGUUUUCAGUGGCUGAGCAUCAAGAACGUUACAAAGAGGAAUGUCAGCGCAUCUUUGACCUACAGAACAAGGUUUUGUCAUCAACAGAAGUCUUAUCAACUGACACAGACAGCAGUUCAGCUGAAGACAGUGACUUUGAAGAAAUGGGAAAGAAUAUUGAGAAUAUGCUGCAGAACAAGAAAACAAGCUCUCAGCUGUCUCGGGAGCGGGAGGAACAGGAACGGAAGGAGCUCCAGCGGAUGCUACUGGGUGAGGGGACUUCUCAGAUAAGAAAAGGAUCAAAAACGGAACUUAGAAGUCUUAGAUCCUUAAAUGAGCUAAAAGCCACCCAGCAAAAGUUGCAGAAGCUAAUGGUGAGGGUGAUGGAUAACGAGGUCUCCACGAUGCUUCUCAUUACAGAUAUCAUCCAGCAGACAUACCCUUUCCAUACUCCAGUUAAUGCAAAGGUUGUAAAGGAUUACUACAAAAUCAUCACUCGGCCAAUGGAUCUACAGACACUCCGUGAAAAUGUGCGCAAACGCCUUUAUCCGUCUCGGGAAGAAUUCAGAGAACAUUUGGAACUAAUUGUGAAAAAUAGUGCAACUUAUAAUGGUAAUAGACAUUCUUAUAGCUAUAUUUUGUGAAAACUGCUUUCAUUUUGUUUUGCUUUAUUUCAGAAAGAGGAUAAGUUGGCACGUUUAGAGAAAGCUAUCAACCCCUUGCUUGAUGAUGAUGAUCAAGUAGCAUUUUCUUUUAUUCUGGAUAACAUUGUCACUCAGAAAAUGAUGGCAGUUCCAGAUUCUUGGCCAUUUCAUCACCCAGUAAAUAAGAAGUUUGUUCCAGAUUAUUACAAAGUGAUUGUCAGUCCAAUGGAUUUGGAGACUAUACGUAAGAAUAUCUCCAAGCACAAAUACCAGAGUCGAGAAAGCUUUCUAGACGACGUAAACCUGAUCCUGGCCAACAGUGUUAAGUACAAUGAGGACCUGGGUUCACUUCCCAGCAUGUACAUGGCAGCCCAAACCAUUUUUGUGUGUUUUACGCUGCAGCCUCCUGAUUUGUAUGAUAACAGCACAUCCCUCAGUGUUUCUCGAGAUGCUUCUGUGUUUCAAGAUGAGAGCAAUCUGUCUGUCUUGGAUAUUCCCAGUGCUGCUUCAGAAAAGCAGCUAACACAGGAUGAUGGAGACAGAGAUGCUGAUCUUGCAGAUGAAGAGGAAGGAACUGUACAACAGCCCCAAGCCAGUGUCCUGUAUGAGGAUUUACUUAUGUCUGAAGGCGAAGAUGAUGAGGAAGAUGCUGGGAGUGAUGAAGAAGGAGAUAACCCUUUCUCUGCUAUUCAGCUAAGUGAAAGUGGAAGUGACUCUGAUAUGGAAUCUGGCAGUUUAAGACCCAAACAGCCCCACCUGCUUCAAGAGAAUACAAGGAUGGGCAUGGAAAAUGAAGAAAGCCUGAUGUCCUAUGAUGAAGAUGGUGGAGAGGCUUCCCAUGGUUUCGAGGAUAGCAACAUCAGGUAAUG
This is a messenger RNA of Mastomys coucha (southern multimammate mouse), 5024 nucleotides long. RefSeq names its product TATA-box binding protein associated factor 1 (gene Taf1). Gene Ontology annotation, cellular component: transcription factor TFIID complex. Gene Ontology annotation, biological process: RNA polymerase II preinitiation complex assembly; transcription by RNA polymerase II. Gene Ontology annotation, molecular function: RNA polymerase II general transcription initiation factor activity; RNA polymerase II general transcription initiation factor binding; histone acetyltransferase activity. NCBI's taxonomy places the organism in Eukaryota, Metazoa, Chordata, Mammalia, Rodentia, Muridae. The record is from RefSeq and is a predicted model, not a curated record. The transcript has 30 exons.